UUUCUUCAGAUUGAGGGCUGGAAGGAGUGGUUUGUCCUGCAGCUUUGAUAAGGAGGUGGCGUUGUCAGCAGUUAUAAAGUCCGAUUCUGUAAUACGAAGUCUUCCUGCAUCAAUACUGCAUUACAGCACAAUGUCUUACCUUCCAACCCUCUUCAAAUAUGUGGACGAACACCAGGAUGAAUACGUUCAGCGCCUGGCUGAGUGGGUGGCCGUGCAGAGUGUCUCAGCCUGGCCUGAGAAACGUGGAGAGAUCAAAAAAAUGAUGGAGAUGGCAGUGAAAGACAUAGAGAGGCUGGGAGGCACGGCAGAGUUGGUAGACCUCGGAAAACAGAAGCUGCCAGGUGGUGAAGAGAUUCCUCUUCCUCCUAUAAUCCUGGGCAGUCUAGGCUCAGACCCAGGCAAGAAGACCGUGUGUAUCUAUGGACACCUGGAUGUCCAGCCUGCGCAUAUUGAGGAUGGUUGGGACUCUGAGCCUUUCACUCUGGUGGAGCGAGACGGAAAACUUUAUGGGCGUGGAUCUACAGAUGACAAAGGCCCUGUGCUCGCCUGGUUUAACGUCAUCGAGGCGUUUCAGAAGAUAGGACAGGAGCUGCCCAUCAACAUCAAGUUCUGCUUCGAGGGAAUGGAAGAGUCCGGCUCUGAAGGUUUGGAUGAUUUGGUGUUCUCUCGCAAAGACACAUUCUUUAAGGAUGUAGACUAUGUUUGCAUCUCGGACAACUACUGGCUGGGCAAGACCAAGCCCUGCAUUACCUAUGGCCUGAGAGGAAUCUGCUACUUCUUUUUAGAGGUGGAAUGCUCUGAUAAGGAUCUGCAUUCUGGAGUGUUCGGAGGCUCCGUCCAUGAAGCCAUGACGGACCUGAUCACUCUCAUGGGCUCGUUGGUGGAUCAUAAGGGAAAGAUCCUGGUGCCAGGGAUGUAUAAAGAUGUUGCUAAGCUCACAGACGAGGAAACAAAGCUUUAUGAUAAGAUCGAGUUUGACCUGGAAGAGUACACCAAAGACACGGGAGCCCAACGUCUACUGCACAACACUAAGGAGCAAGUGUUGAUGCACCGCUGGAGAUACCCAUCUCUUUCACUGCAUGGCAUUGAGGGCGCGUUCUCUGCCAGCGGAGCCAAAACGGUCAUACCACGCAAAGUCAUUGGCAAGUUCUCCAUCCGCCUGGUGCCUGACAUGGACCCCAAAGUGGUGGAGGAACAGGUCGUCUCCCACCUCAAUAAGAAGUUUGCCGAGCUGGAGAGCCCCAACAAAUUAAAUGUGCAACUGGGCCAUGGAGCCAAGGCCUGGGUGUCUGAUUUUAACCAUCCUCACUAUAUGGCUGGCAGAAAAGCCAUGAAGACUGUGUUUGGCGUCGAACCUGAUCUGACCCGUGAGGGAGGAAGUAUCCCCGUGACUCUGACAUUCCAGGAGGCUACAGGACGCAACGUCAUGCUGCUUCCCCUUGGCUCAUCGGACGAUGGCGCUCACUCCCAAAACGAGAAACUCAAUAGGACCAACUACAUCCAGGGUACUAAAAUGUUGGGUGCUUACUUCCAUGAAGUAUCUCAGCUUAGUUAACAGGAUUCAUGUGGAUCAGUAUAACCAAGUUGGCUUGAUAAGGGAAUAAAAAUGGUCUUUCUUAUUAAAUUACGAUAUUUUGUUAAAUGUAGUCUGUAACGCCAUCGUGCCCAGGAAGUGUAUCAAAAAUGGUGGUAACUGUAACCAGCACUUAUUUUCAGUGACUAACACAAGCAGCCAUCUACAGCAUCAGCUCUGGAGUAUUUAAUGCAUACAUAAAUCUCCGUAUUUGUGAGGAGUCAGCAGUCUGGGUGAUCUAAUGACUGACCAAGCUAGAGCUAUAGUAACACAACACCUGACACAAGAUGCAUGUUCUCACAUGUAGCAAGUAAAGAUGGUUCUUAUGUUUAAUCCAUUGUUGUUCAAAGUAAGGCUUAAACCUGGGGCUGUAAAAAUGGUUGGUUCUGGCAAAGUCUUAUGACCAUGCUCUUUGAUCAAUAACAGGAAGUAUGACUGUUAAGGCAUUUUUUGUUUAAAUCUUUGAUUGUAGAAUGUCUCUUGCAUAAAUUCAUCAACAAUAAAUGUCUGCAUUGCUUA
Messenger RNA from Ictalurus punctatus (channel catfish), 2092 nucleotides. RefSeq names its product carnosine dipeptidase 2 (gene cndp2). Gene Ontology annotation, biological process: proteolysis. Lineage: Eukaryota; Metazoa; Chordata; Actinopteri; Siluriformes; Ictaluridae. The transcript is spliced from 12 exons. Gene Ontology annotation, molecular function: metallodipeptidase activity. The coding region runs from base 131 to 1555 and encodes 474 amino acids. Gene Ontology annotation, cellular component: cytosol. The record is from RefSeq and is a predicted model, not a curated record.